Molecule: messenger RNA, 570 nt
Organism: Cryptomeria japonica (Japanese cedar)
Lineage: Eukaryota; Viridiplantae; Streptophyta; Pinopsida; Cupressales; Cupressaceae
Product: LOB domain-containing protein 1-like
Exons: 2
Coding region: 2-484 (160 amino acids)
Source: RefSeq, a predicted model, not a curated record
GAUGCCCACUUCUGCCUGCGCUGCUUGUAGAAUACAACGCAAAAAGUGUUCUGAAGAUUGUUUGCUGGCUCCGCAUUUUCCUUCUCAUGAUCCCGAUAAAUUUGCAAUUGUCCAGAGCGUGUUUGGGACCAGUCAUAUUGUCAAAAUGCUCCAGGGUAUCAAGGCUGAGGAAAGAGCAGAAGCAGUAAACAGUAUGGUGUUUGAAGCAACCGCGAGGACAGAAGACCCUGUACAUGGGUCUGCAAAUGUAGUCCAACAAUUGCAGAAGCAGAUUGCUGAGAUGAAAACCCAAUUGGAAAGCAUGAGAGAAGAGCUCACAAAUCUGCGUUCACAGUAUGAUAAAAUUGUAUUGCUCCUAAACACAGGAUCUCUUGAUGCUGAAAAUGCUGUAUAUCCCACUGAUGCAUUACCACAACCAAGUGAAGAAAUCUUGUAUGAGGAGGUCGAUCCCAUGCUGUUAUGGGAUCCGCUAUGGGAAUUAUAAAAUAAAAAUACCCAAAACCACAUACUCAUUGCUAUGGCUUCAACAACAUUUUAUUGUAUUGUAACAACGUAUAAGUUGUUAUUGUC